Messenger RNA from Tauraco erythrolophus (red-crested turaco), 1016 nucleotides. NCBI's taxonomy places the organism in Eukaryota, Metazoa, Chordata, Aves, Musophagiformes, Musophagidae. The record is from RefSeq and is a predicted model, not a curated record.
GAUGGCCGCAUCCAUCUCUGUAUCGCCUGCCGCAACGCUCAGAAGAGCGAAGCCACGCGAGACGUCAUCCUGGCCACCCACCCCGCCGCCGAGGUCUCUACGGUGGAAGUGGACCUGGGUAACCUGGCUUCCAUCCUGUGUGUCGCCCGUGAGCUCCGCUGCAGGUUUCAACGCCUGGAUUUUGUCUACCUCAACGCUGGGAUCAUGCCCAACCCACACGUGAACUUCAAGGCACUCUGGCAUGGGCUCCGCACUGGGAGGGUGCUUCACAUGCUGACCACCGCGGAAGGCAUAAUGACCCAGACCGACAGGCUUAACGGAGAUGGACUGCAGGAGGUGUUUGCUACCAACCUCUUUGGACACUUUAUCCUGGUUCGUCAACUUGAGUCUCUACUCUGCGGUAGCGAAAAGCCCUCGCGACUCAUCUGGACCUCUUCCAGCAAUGCCAGGGAGUCUGCCUUCAGCCUCUCUGACUAUCAGCAUGCCAAGGGGCAGGAAUCAUACAGUUCCUCCAAAUAUGCUACUGACCUGACAAGUGUGGUUCUGAAUAGGAAAUUUAAUAAGCAGGGUCUGUAUUCCAGUGUGGUUUGUCCUGGGCUUGUUAUGUCCAACAUGACCUACAGGAUUUUGCCAGUUUUUCUGUGGAAGCUGCUGAUGCCCAUCAUGUGGUUGAUCCGCUUUUUUGCCAAAACUUACACUCUGACACCAUAUAAUGGAGCAGAAGCUCACGUGUGGCUGUUCAAGCAGAAGCCGGAGUACCUGGAUGCACUUGUCAAAUACCACAGCUGCUGUUCUGGGCUGGGGAAGAGCUACGUGGAGCCCAGAAAGAUGGAUGUGGAUGAAGAAACUGCUGAGAAAUUUUACCAAAAGCUGUUGGAGCUGGAGAAGGAGACUCUGGAGAGAUACAGUGAUCUCCUAGAUUAAUUAAAGCCAGUCUCAGUGGGUUAAUUCUUGUAUCGGUAACAUGGACGUUCUUCAUUCUGGUGCUACUUGUGAUGCCUGCUGUUCUGCAGGCA